Osmerus eperlanus (European smelt) is the source of this 6401-nucleotide messenger RNA. RefSeq names its product myosin-16-like. Gene Ontology annotation, cellular component: cytoplasm; myosin filament; myosin II complex. Gene Ontology annotation, molecular function: microfilament motor activity; actin filament binding; ATP binding. The record is from RefSeq and is a predicted model, not a curated record. Lineage: Eukaryota; Metazoa; Chordata; Actinopteri; Osmeriformes; Osmeridae.
UCGGUGCGUGUGAGUGUGUGUAUCAGCUCGGUGCGUGUGAGUGUGUGUCGGUCGUAGCAGCCAUGCCGGCAGCGUACAAAGGCGAGUGUGGGGAUGAAGUGGACCCCAUGCCGUUCCUGGCUCCCCCAGAGAAGGAGCGCCUGGAGGCCAUGGCCAAGCACUACGACAUCAAACGCACCUGCUGGGUGAAGGACGAGAAGGAGGCCUUCGUGGGUGGGGAGAUCCAGUCUGAGGAGGGGGACAAAGUCACCGUGAAGACCGUCAAAAACACAACCCUGACAGUGAAGAGGGAAGAUAUCCAUCAGAUGAACCCUCCUAAGUUCUACCAGGCUAGCGACAUGGCGAACCUGACCUUCCUGAACGAGGCCAGCGUCAUGGACAACCUGAGGCAGCGCUACAUCCACAUGAGGAUCUACACGUACUCUGGGCUCUUCUGCGUCACCAUCAACCCGUACAAGUGGCUGCCUAUCUACGGCUCCAAGGUGGCCCACAUGUUCAAAGGGAAGAAACGCAAUGAAGUUCCUCCUCACCUCUUCUCCAUCUCAGACAACGCCUACCAUGACAUGAUGAUGGAGCAUGAAAACCAGUCUAUGCUGAUCACUGGAGAAUCUGGUGCCGGUAAGACUGAGAACACCAAGAAGGUCAUCCAGUACUUUGCUAAUGUCGGAGCAACUGGUAGCAAGACCGUGGACUCUAAGGGUUCCCUGGAGGACCAGAUCAUUCAGGCCAACCCUGUGCUCGAGGCAUUCGGGAACGCCAAGACCACCAGGAACAACAAUUCUUCACGCUUCUCCAUUGCCGUUAUUCACAGCCUUCGAUGUAUUAAAAUAGUGUGAACAUAAGGAGCAACUUGUGUGUGUGUGUCGUCAGAUCUGCUGGAGAUGUCUCGAGUGAUCUCCCAGCAGCAGGCAGCAGAAAGAGGAUACCACAUCUUCUACCAGCUGCUGUCUGGACGCAUGCCAGAACUCAUAGAGGCCCUGCUGCUGGUCCCAGACCCUAAACAGUAUGUGUGGGUGUGUCAGGGCGUCACUGUGGUCGACAACAUGGAUGAUGGCGAAGAACUGAUGCUCACCAACGAAGCCUUUGACGUGCUGGGCUUCACUCCUGAGGAGAAGAUGAGCCUGUACAAACUCACCGGGGGCAUCAUGCACUUUGGAAACAUGAAGUUCAAACAGAAGUCCAGAGAGGAGCAGGCUAGAUGUGAUUCUACUGAGGUGGCUGACAAGGUCUCCCACCUCAUGGGCAUCAACUCUGGGGAGCUCCAGAAAGGCAUCACCCGGCCCAGGGUAAAGGUGGGCAACGAGUUCGUGACCAAAGGUCAGAACCAGGAUCAGUGUGUGAACUCCAUCGGAGCGCUGGCCAAGGCUGUAUACGACCGCAUGUUCAAGUGGAUGGUCAUCCGCAUCAACAAGACUCUGGACACCAAGAUGCAGAGGCAGUACUUCAUAGGAGUGCUGGACAUCGCUGGCUUUGAGAUCUUCGAGUUCAACAGCUUUGAGCAGCUGUGCAUCAACUUCACUAAUGAGAAGAUGCAGCAGUUCUUCAACCACCACAUGUUCGUGCUGGAGCAGGAGGAGUACAAGAAGGAGGGCAUCGACUGGGUCUUCAUCGACUUCGGUCUGGACCUGCAGGCCUGCAUUGAGCUGCUGGAGAAGCCCAUGGGCAUCUUCUCCAUCCUGGAGGAGCAGUGUGUGUUCCCCAAGGCGACAGAGGCCAGCUUCAAGGCUGCUCUCUACGACAACCACCUGGGCAAGUCCAACAACUUCCUGAAGCCUAAACCAGGGAAGCGAGGAGCGGAUGCCCACUUUGAGCUGGUGCACUACGCAGGCAACGUGGGCUACAAUAUCAGCGGCUGGCUGGAGAAGAACAAGGACCCCCUGAACGAGACAGUGGUGGGCCUGUUCCAGAAGUCCUCCAUGAACCUGCUGGCUGUGAUCUUCAGAGAAGAGGAGAGCGCUGCAGGAACCAAGAAACAGAAGAAGGGAUCUGCCUUCCAGACUGUCUCCAACUUCUACAGGGAGCAGCUGAACAAGCUGAUGAGCACCUUGAGAAGCACGGCUCCUCACUUCGUACGCUGCAUCGUACCCAACGAGUACAAACAGUCUGGUGUGUGUGAUGCGCACCUGAUCCUACACCAACUGGCGUGUAACGGUGUGUUGGAGGGCAUCCGUAUCUGCAGGAAGGGCUUCCCCAACAGACUACAGUACCCAGAAUUCAAACAGAGGUAUUACAUCCUGAACCCCAACGUCAUCCCCAAGGGCUUUGUUGAUAACAAGAAGGCUUCAGAGCUCAUCCUGGGCUCCAUCGGCCUGGACGACAUGGAGUACCGCAUCGGCCACACCAAGGUGUUCUUCCGCGCGGGGGUUCUGGCCAAGCUGGAGGACCUGCGUGAUGAGCGCCUGGCCAAGAUCAUGACCAUGCUGCAGGCUCGCCUGCGGGGGUCACUUAUGAGGGCCGAGUUCAAGAAGAUGCUGGACAGACGAAUCGCACUGAUCGCCAUCCAGCGCAACGUGAGAAAGUUCCUCCAGCUCCGCUACUGGGGCUGGUGGAAACUCUACACUAAGGUGAAGCCCCUGCUGAACGUGGCCCGGCAGGAGGAUGCCUUCAAGGCCAAGGAGGAGGAGCUGAGGCUGGCGCAGGAGAAGGGCCAGGAGCAGGAGGGCAGGAUCAAAGAUCUGGAGGAGAAGCUGGCUACCCUGUCUCAAGAGAAGAACGACCUCGCCCUGGCCCUGGCUGCAGAGCAGGACAGCGCGGGCGAUGCAGAGGAGCGCUGCACCCAGCUGGUGCGGCAGAAGGGCCAGCUGGAGGAGGGGGUGCAGGAGCUGAGGGAGCGUCUGGAGGAGGAGGAGGGGAACGCGGCUGGCCUGGCGGCCCAGAGGAGGCAGCUGGAGGGGGAGGUGACCGAGCUGAAGAGGGACCUGGAGGCCCUGGAGUCCACGCUGGCCAAGAACGAGAAGGAGAAACAGUCUCUGGACUCGAAGGUGCGGUCUCUGAUAACAGAACUGGGACAGAAAGAAGACCUUGUUGCCAGGCUCCAGAAGGAGAAGAGAGCCCUGGAGGAACUGCAACAGAAAACUCUGGAUGACCUCCAAUCAGAGGAAGACAAAGUCAACCAUCUGACCAAGACCAACAGCAAGCUCACCACACAAGUGCACGAGCUGGAGGACACCUGGGAGCAGGAGAAGAGGAUCAGGGCGGAGGUGGAGAAGGCGAGGAGGAAGGCAGAGGGUGAUCUGAAGAUGACCUUGGAAAACCUCAAUGAGAUGGAGAGAGCUAAGCUCGACCUGGAGGAGGUCAUCAAGAAGAGAGACUUUGAGCUGAACAACAUGAACUCCAAGCUGGAGGAUGAGCUGUCACUCAGUACCAUGCUGGGGAGGAAACUGAAGGAGCAUCAGGGCCGCAUCGAGGAGCUGGAGGAAGAGCUGGAGGCUGAACGAGCCAUGAGAGCCAAGGUGGAGAAGCAGAGGGCGGAGCUGUCGCGGGAUCUUGAGGACCUCAGUGAUAGGCUGGAGGAGGCAGGUGGAGCCACGGUCUCCCAGAUUGAGCAGAACAGGAAGCGCGAGGGCGACCUGGUCAAGCUGAAGCGCGAGCUGGAGGAAGCAGCCCUCCAAUCAGAGGCCUCGGCCGCUGCGCUCAGGAAGAAGCAUUCUGAUUCGUUGGCGGAGCUUGGCGAGCAGCUGGAGAACCUGCAGAGGUUAAGAAUAAAACUGGAAAAGGACAAGCAGGGCAUGAAGGCUGAGAUAGAGGACUUGAACGUCACUGUGGAAACCACUCAGAAGGCUAAGCUGAACUCUGAAGUCCAUGUGAGGAAGCUGGAGGACUCUCUGGCAGAAGCGAAUGCUCGUCUGGCUGAACUGGAACGGAACCAGUCUGAGCUGAACACCAUCAAGACCCGCCUGUCUGCGGAGAAUGGGGAGAUGAGUCGUGAGCUGGAGGAGGCUCAGAGUAAGCUGACCCAGGUGACCAGGCUGAAGGCCUCACUCACCACUCAGACUGACGAGCUGAAGAGACAGGUGGACGAGGAGAGCAAGGCGCGUAACACGGCGGUGGUAGGUCUGGCGAACGCCCGGCACGACCUGGCCCUCCUGAAGGAGCAGCUGGAGGAGGAGUCAGAGGGCCGGGUGGAGAUGCAGCGCCUCGUCUCCAAGCUCAACUCUGAUGUCACUUCCUGGAGGACCAAGUACGAGACGGACGCCAUCCACCGCACUGAGGAGCUGGAGGAGACCAAGCGUAAGCUGGCAGUGCGUCUGCAGGAGGCUGAGGAGGCAGCAGAGUGUGCCCAGGCCAGAGCUGCCAGCCUGGAGAAGGUGAAGCAGAGGCUGCAGGGGGAGGUGGAGGACCUCACCAUCGACCUGGAGAAGUCCAACGCAGCAGCGGCUGCUCUGGAUAAGAAGCAGCGCUCGUUCGACAAGCUGGCGGCGGAGUGGAGCCAGAGGAACGAGGAGCUGCAGGUGGAGCUGGACAGCAGCCAGAAGGAGAGCAGGUCCUACAUGACGGAGCUCUACAAGCUGAGGACCGCCUACGAGGAGACCCAGGACCACCUGGAGACCGUCCGCAAGGACAACAAGACCCUGUCAGAGGAGAUCAAGGAGCUGGUGGAUCAGCUGGGAGAGGGCGGGCGCAGCGUUCACGAGCUGCAGAAGAGCCGGAAGAAGCUGGAGGUGGAGAAGGAGGAGCUGCAGCAGGCCCUGGAGGAGACGGAGGCUGCCCUGGAGGUGGAGGAAGGGAAGCUGGUGCGAGUGCAGCUGGAGCUGGCUCAGGUCAAGGCCGACAUUGACCGUAGGAUCCACGAGAAGGAGGAGGAGUUUGAGGUCACCAGGAAGAACCACGCGCGUGCAGUGGAGUCGCUGCAGGCCACCCUGGAGGCGGAGACAAAGGGGCGGGCGGAGGCCCUGAGGAUGAAGAAGAAGAUGGAGGGAGACUUGAACGAGAUGGAGAUCCAGCUGGAACACGCCAACAGGAACAACGUGGAGCUGGUCAAGACCCUCAAGAAGCUGCAGCAGCAGAUCAAAGACCUGCAGGUGCAGAUGGAUGAGGACGGCCGUCAGCACGAGGCGCUGCGGGAGCAGUACUGCCUGCAGGAGCGCCGCCUGUCCCUGCUGCACGGGGAGCUGGAGGAGGCUCGCGCCGGGCUGGAGGCCUCGGAGCGCGCUCGCAAGCUCAUCGAGCAGGACCUGGUGGAGACCUCAGAGAGGCUCAACGAGCUCAUCGUGCAGAAUCAGAGUCUGACAGUGAUCAGGAGGAAGAUGGAGGCAGAGCUAACUCGGCUCUGUAACGAGAACGAGGAGCUGAUCUCUGAGUUCCGCUCGGCUGACGAGAGAGCCAAGAAGGCUGUGAUCGAUGCCACACGGAUGUGUGAGGAGUUGCGUCAGGAGCAGGGCCGCAGCGCUCACCUGGAGAAGGUGAAGAAGAACCAGGAGCAGAACCUGCGGGAGCUCACCCUGAGGCUGGAGGAGGCAGAGCAGCAGGCGCUCAAGGCUGGCAAACGCACCAUCCAGAAACUGGAGGCCAGGGUCAGGGAAUGUGAGGGAGAGCUGGACCAGGAACAGAAGCGUCACGUGGAGACAGUGAAGGUGCUGCGGAAAGGAGAACGCCGUCUGAAGGAGCUGGUCUUCCAGACUGAUGAGGACCACAAGACCAACCAACGCAUGCAGGAGCUGGUGGAGAAGCUGCAGAACAAACUCAAGUCCUACAAGCGGCAGAUCGAGGAGUCGGAGGAACAGGCCAACUCCAGCCUGUCUAAGUACAGGAAGACGGUGCAUGAGCUGGACGACGCAGAGGAACGCGCCGGGAACGCAGAGAUGGCCCUCAACAAGCUGCGCACCCGCAACCGAGCCUCGGCCGGGAAGGGCUUCACCUCGGUGGAGAUCGUCCAGGUCACCAAGCCUGCCAAGGGAGGACAGGAGGAGUAGGCUCCUGAACACACACACACACACCAAUACCACAGAGUGACACACACCCAGCCCUCCUCACGUGGAUGUCCAGGCGCAGCAGCCAUCCCACCAUGCAGCAGCCAUCCCACCAUGCAGCAGCCAUCCCACCAUGCAGCAGCCAUCCCACCAUGCAGCAGCCAUCCCACCAUGCAGCAGCCAUCCCACCAUGCAGCAGCCAUCCCACCCAGGAAGUCUUACGACCACCGCCAGUCUUAAACAUCACUGAUAGUCUUAAUGUCAGAGAAUGUGCAUGUGUUUCUAUGUAUCCACUCUUAAGGUGAUGCUAUAGAUCUGUCUGUGUUUAUGUAUACGUGAGUGUGUGAGUGUGUGUGUGCGUGAGAGUGUGUGUCCUGGUGCCUCCACUAGAGGGGAGCGGGUAAAGCUGUGUUCUCACGUCAACGACAGAGAACCCACCUGUGUGUGUCACUACUGUGUGUGUAACACUAUGUGUGUGUGUACUGGCCUGCU